AUGAAAGUAACCGGUGGUGCCGGGACACCGCAGGCACACACGCGCAUGGCUGAGCCGCGGAGGUCCGGUGCCGUGCGGUGCUGGUGCUCGCGAGCCAGGUGCCAGGAGAACGGACCCGAAACGGACCAGGAGAGAGAGCGGCUCUGGACUGAGAUCUUCGACCAGCUCGACACCAAUAAAGACGGACGGGUCGACAUUAAUGAGCUCAGGGCGGGGCUGGCGGCCCGGGGGCUUCUCUCACGCACAUCGGCGGAGGAGCAGAUUGUGAGAGAAGGAGACACUAAUCAGGAUGGACAGUUGGACUUUGAGGAGUUCACACAGUACCUGCGCACUCACGAGAAGCGUCUUCGCCUCAUGUUCAGUAGCCUGGACCGCAAUAACGAUGGUGAGAUUGAUGCUGGAGAGAUCCAGCUCUCGUUACACAAUGUGGGAGUGGAAGUUACCCUAGCUGAGGCAAACAAGAUCCUGCAGAGCAUGGACAAGGACGGCACAAUGACCAUCGACUGGGUGGAGUGGCGUGACCAUUUCCUGUUUAACCCUCUGCACAGCGUGGAGGACAUUGCCCUCUACUGGAAACGCUCUCUGAUCCUGGACAUCGGGGAGCUCCUGACUGUUCCUGAUGAGUUCUCAGAGAAGGAGAAGAAGUCAGGGUUUGUGUGGAGGCAGCUGAUGGCAGGUGCCAUGGCGGGAACCGUCUCCAGGACCGGCACGGCUCCUCUCGACCGACUCAAAGUCUUCAUGCAGGUUCACGGUCAGAGCUUAGAUAAGGGCAGUGUGUGGAAAGGGCUGAAGAGGAUGGUGAAGGAAGGAGGGGUACAAGCCCUGUGGAGAGGAAAUGGGAUCAACGUGCUGAAAAUCGCCCCGGAAACGGCCAUCAAAUUCUUUGCUUAUGAACAGAUAAAGCAGCUGAUUCACGGCAGUAAAGACGGAGGAAGUCUGAAGGUUCAGGAGAGAUUCGUCGCUGGAUCCUUAGCAGGAGCCACGGCACAGACAAUCAUUUACCCCAUGGAGGUGCUGAAGACGCGUCUGACGCUGCGUAUGACGGGACAGUACUCGGGCGUGAUCGACUGCGCUUGGCAGAUCUUGCAGAAGGAGGGCGUGUGGGCGUUUUAUAAAGGCUACAUACCUAACCUACUGGGCAUCAUUCCGUACGCCGGCAUUGACCUGGCCGUCUACGAGACCCUGAAAAACAUAUGGUUACAGAGACAGAGCUCCAGCUCUGUUGAUCCCGGUGUGCAUGUUCUGGUUGGAUGUGGCACAGUUUCCAGCACAUGUGGUCAGCUGGCAUCGUAUCCGCUCGCGCUGGUCCGAACCCGCAUGCAGGCACAAGCAACGGUGAAAGGUGGCCCUCAGCUCUCCAUGCUCUCUCUGUUCCGUAGCAUCAUGGCUCAGGAGGGUGUGGUGGGACUGUACCGUGGCAUCGCACCCAACUUCCUCAAGGUCAUUCCAGCUGUCAGCAUCUCCUACGUGGUGUACGAACACAUGAGGAAAGUACUGGGAGUGGGAAAGUGAGAGAGGGAGACAGACAGAGAGAGAGAGAGAGAGAGAGACUUUGACUGAUGAACUGUCUUGAAGUCAUGGAGAACAGACUGAAUAAGAAGUGAGAAAGCUAGUAGGGAAAAGCUAGUUAAUGCACUCCAUGAUGGAGAGCUGAAUUGACCAAAGAGUGGAUUUGCUCCUAAAGGCAGAGGUUGGAACUCAAGUUUUACAUUCAGACUGAAAAUCAACAGGGCUCCAGUACAGUCGUUUAAAAUAAAGAAAUAAAAUAAGUUUAUAUUACAUUCAAAAAUAUGCAACAACAACAAAAAAAACAACAACCUUGUGACAGCUGACAUCAACUGUUUACAAACUAUUAGCAAAACUUUAACCUGUACAACUUUGUGACGUUGUUAUUCUCCAUUUCCUGGCUGUUUAUUUGUGCUGUUGAUCAACAGGGUCCUCACAUUCAGACUCACAGGCUGUCCUCUUCAGGAGGUGAAAUGAACCCUAACGUGUGUGUUAAUGCUUAGAAAUGUGUCUGUGUGUGUGUGUGUGUGUGUGUGUGUGUGUGUGUGUGUGUGCGCACGCACAAGAUAUACAUACAGUACCGUGUUCCCCAGACUAUAAAACCCGAAGCAUCUGAUAUGAAUCAUACACGCUAUCUUGCAUUUUUUUGCAAGCAUAAAGGGAAUUUUCGAAAACCUACAGGAAGGUGAAACAUCUUCAGCAGGUUUAGAACGCUGAGGAUGGAACUGACCGACAGAUUAUAGGUUUAUAGUCUGGAAAAUAUGGCAUAAACGAGCAUGUGCUUCAUUAUUAAUACAAGUUACAUGUAAGUGAGCAUGUGUUAUAUUUUAUAACAUAUAAGAACCCGGAUCUAUUUUCUUAACUGUGGAGUGAAGGAGUGAGAAUGAAACAAUGGAAAAGUGUGUUGUUGUUGUUUGUUUACUUCACUUACACCACCAUACUUACUGCUCGGAUAGUUAAAAUCCUGACAGAUUUAAUCUUUAAGGCCAGCAGACACAGUUUUACUUUAUAAAAAAUAAAGCAUACACACAUUUUUCUUUUAAUGUAUAUGGAUUCGUUGCAGUUCCACCAGCUCACCACUAGGGGGGAGUGUUUAUUGCUGCAUUACGGGCUGUGUGCAAAUCCUGAUACGACGAUAGAGAGUCAUCUAGCGGUGAUCUGGUGGAACUGCAUCGGGUCAAUUCUAAUGGAUAAUAAAAUUAAUAACAUGGAAUUAAUUUAAUUUAACCAAAGGUUAAAAGUGUGUGAUUUCUGUUGUAAAUUUGCUUCCUACAUUUGCUUAUUGUAUGCUAAAUUACAAUAAAUUAAUGUCCCUGUUUUUUGUUUUUUUUUAGAGGAUCACAGUGACUCCUUAUGUGGGUCCUUAUCAUUUUUAAUAGUUUUAAUUUAAUAUUAUUUUAAUAUAUCCAAGUGUUACAUGUUACAUGGACUUAUUUGUCACAAACCCUAAUUAAUAUAGAUAUUUUGGCAGGUAUUAAAGUGGGAAGUUUGUGUCUAUUUUGUAGAUUUGGUUUGUCGUAACAGCAAAUUAGGCACUUUCAGUCAAAUUAAACCUGAUUGUUGGGAUUUAAACUCAUAACCAAGCAGUUAAAAGCCCAGAUGUUUUGAUGGAUCAAGAUGUUUUUAGCUCUUGAGAUCUAAACCAAAGCUGUCAGAUCAAACUGUCGAGAUGAUGAGUUCUGGACUGUUUAUAAGUAUCACGCUCCUGAAUGCUGUUGUAUCGUUAGCCAUCACUGCUACAAGUGUGUUUGAUUUUGGACCCGGCGCAGGUCUGAUUACAGCUGCGAUCAUGAGCUCUGUCUCAGAAGACACGAACAUCACACCGAUAAGCGUAAAAGAGAUCAGUGACACUUUCAGAGACGAGCAAAGUUUCUGUAAAACACCUAAACGGAACGUUUACAGCCGCCACAUAUUAAAUUAUAUAAGCAACAACCAUCCAAACCUUUUUCUCAGACAUCAUGACUAGAAACGUCUAAACCUCUUAAUGGACAGUUCUCAGCUGUUUGGUUCUUUUUUUUUAUUUAUUUUUUAUUUAAUGAUUCUGGCUUCCUAAAGAGGUUCUAUUGGUACCUUGGCUGAAAGGGAAACCAAAUGAAAACAGGCUUCUUCAAGGGUUCUUUAAAUAACGAAGGGUUCUGCUGGAAACCCUGUAUGAUAGAGACAAACGGUGCUGAAGGCUUCUACACUGGGCUUGGGUUUGACUUUUGGAUUGUGGAGGAAUCUUUAAAAGUUCUUUGUGGAACCUUGGUCCUGCUUGGUCCUGCAAAUCCUUUGAUGAAACAGCACAAUUUUACUGAUGAGCUGAAACAAGCUGCAGCGACGUGAUGGUUUUGUUGAUCUGGCUGAACGUUUUGGCUGAAUCUUGGUGACACUUUGUAGUUUAUAUCAAGUUUUGAAUGUAAGUAAUAUUUCCAGGAUGUUUUGUAGUUGAACACGUGUUUAAGAUUUUGUCAUUUAUUAAAGUUAUAUUAUAUUAUAUGA
Tachysurus vachellii is the source of this 3987-nucleotide messenger RNA. RefSeq names its product solute carrier family 25 member 23a (gene slc25a23a). The transcript is spliced from 10 exons. The coding region runs from base 1 to 1512 and encodes 503 amino acids. The record is from RefSeq and is a predicted model, not a curated record. Lineage: Eukaryota; Metazoa; Chordata; Actinopteri; Siluriformes; Bagridae. Gene Ontology annotation, molecular function: ATP transmembrane transporter activity; calcium ion binding. Gene Ontology annotation, biological process: transmembrane transport.